AUGAAAACAACAAAACUAUUGGGCCACCAUUCAUAUACGAAAGCCCAAAAAUCCUUAUUCUAUUUGUCACGGCCCCAGAAAUCCCGUCGAUUCAGCUUCUUUAACCCAGACCGGACGAGUCGAUUGCUGGAUCGCCGUCUUGCUGGACUUGGCCACCUCAUUAAAGACGAAUAUGCUAAUAUCCGAGAUUCAUACUGUUUUGACGAACUUCGAAUCGCAAAACGAGCUUUGCCGGCCAUACAUUACUGGAGAGGGAUCAAAGAUGCCUACUCUAUUAAUGGUGUGGAGGUCAUCACUGCUCCUGUGUCUCCGUCUGCUUCCAUUGAACAGCGGGCAGAAGAGCUGUUGCAAGGAAUUGAAAACAGGGCGGAAGGCAGAAAGGUUAAUAUUAUUGCGUGA
This is a messenger RNA of Trichophyton benhamiae CBS 112371, 399 nucleotides long. RefSeq lists its product as uncharacterized. NCBI's taxonomy places the organism in Eukaryota, Fungi, Ascomycota, Eurotiomycetes, Onygenales, Arthrodermataceae. The record is from RefSeq and is a predicted model, not a curated record. The coding region runs from base 1 to 399 and encodes 132 amino acids. The transcript has 2 exons.